UCCUGAUAUCACUCCGCUGGCAUGGUGGAGGAGAGCACUUGAUCAUUGUGAUGGUAGCAGCAGCUGUGAGCGACCAGCGGAAUCGGCGUCUUUAGGAUUUCAUUUACGCACGUCCUCCGAGGGCAGGAUUUCUCUACAGCGCUUCAUGCUCGGGGAUUUUACAGACAAACUAACGCGAUGCAAGUUCACGAAACCACUCCGGAGGCUUUGCGCCGCGAACGGCAAAACUUUUUCUUAUAGGACAACACAAUAAAGCAGCGAGCUCGUAACAUUGGCUGUUGUGCGUGAUGUUCGCUCGUAACAUCCGGAUCUUCCAUGGAGUUACAUUAGAACAGUUCUGCUGGUGGUGUAAGUGAGCGCGAGGACCGACCGCUGUGCUCGGUCUAACACGCUCCGAUUGUGGUAUUUUUUCCCCGAUCGAGCACAGUAUUGUUUUAUGGUGUUGCAUGGUUGAAUUUUACCGAAGGAAGGCUAGCAGCCACUGUUUGUUUAUAGUCAUCUGAAUCCCCAUUCCUCUUAACCCUGGAAACAUUUUAGACACAAGAGGCUCGACAAAGUUCUUCCAAAAUACUGUGCACAGACUAUAUGAUGGGGGAUUUUGCAACCCCCACUGCUGCGAACGGCAGCAGCAUUUGCAUAAACAACAAUAACAUAAACAGCGGCAUCAACGCCGGUAAUAACAGUAACAAUGCGGGCAUUCCUAAGCACAGCGCAGUGGUCGAAAGAUUGAGGCAAAGAAUCGAAGGCUGCCGGAGACACCAUGUAAACUGUGAGAACCGGUACCAGCAAGCCCACGCGGAACAGCUGGAGAUUGAACGCAGGGAGACGGUCAGCCUCUACCAGCGAAGCCUGGAGCACAGGGCUAAGAAAUCUGCUAAUAAUAAGCAACAAAACAAACAAGAUCCCGAGUCGACAACCACGGCAGAACAGAGAAAUAACACACUGAUAGCGCUGCAGGAGACGGUGAAGCGGAAGCUGGACAGCGCGCGGUCGCCGCUGAACGGCGAGCAGAACGGCGUGUGCGAUGGGAACUUCUCGCCCCACCCGAAACGGCUCCGCAAGGAGGGUCCCGCGGGCGGCCUGGACCCACUGGCCGGCCUGCCCAACAGCGCGCCCCCCUCCGCCUCGCCCCUCCACCAAAUGGACAUCAAGCCCCCGCUGGGCAUGCCCAACAACGCCGGCGGCGUCGGCGGAAACAACCACGUCCCCGGCCGGCCGGACGACCUGGGCAAGAACGGGGGCCUGCCGGACAUGAAGCUGAACGGCUCGCUGGACCUGGACGACGGCUUCGGCCUGCUCAAGGACCUGAAGCAGGAGCCGCUGGACGACGGGGCGGGCAUGGAGUCCUCCGACACCUCGCUGUCCAAUCAGAACAAGCUGUUCUCCGACAUCAACCUGAACGACCAGGAGUGGCAGGAGCUGAUCGACGAGCUGGCCAACACCGUGCCGGAGGACGACAUGCACGACCUGUUCAACGAGGACUUCGAGGAGAAGAAGGAGGCGGAGUUCACGCGGCAGGCGGCGCAGACGCCCCUCCCCCAGGAGCCGGCGUCGGCCCCGCCCCCGCAGAGCGCCCCGCUGCCCAUGAGCUCGCCGCAGGUCCGGCCCUCGUCCUCGGGGCCGCCCUUCAUCGCCGCCGCCGCCGCCAGCGGGACGCCGCCCCAGCAGCCGCUGCAGCAGUCCCCCGCCGUCGCCAUGGCCACGGGCUCGCCCGCCAACUGCGUGGCGCGGUCGCCGCAGACGCCCACCCAGGCCCCGGCGCAGGCGUCCCGCCCGGGGAACGGCUUCCUGAUGAACCCGGGCGGCGGCGUGGGGCCCGUGCCCGCCCCGGGGGCCGCCGGCGGUUCGGGCCAGGGUGGGGGCGGCGGGCCGGGGCAGGGGCAGGUCCCGCCCUCCACGUCGGAGCUGUCCCCCGCGGAGCAGCUGAAGCAGCUGGCCUCCCAGCAGCAGCAGCGGGCCAAGCUCAUCCAGAAGCACCAGCAGCAGCAGCAGCAGCAGCAGACGCAAGCCGCCAACUGGUCCCCCGCGGGGGCGCCUUCCAGCCCCUACGGGGGGGGCCCCUUCAACCCCGACAAACCAAAUAGCCCCAUGAUGUACCCGCAAGCCUUUAACAGCCAGAACCCCAUGGUGGCGGCCAUGGCGGGGAACCCUCAGAAGGCCGCCAUGAACAACUACCUCCCCCCGAAUCACAUGACCAUGAUCUCCCAGCAGCCCGGCGGCAUGGGGCAGGCGGCCAUGAGCAAGCAGCAGGCGGCCAUGCUGUCCUACAGCAACACCAAGCCGCUCAGCCACUUCAGCGCGGUGGAGCACGGGGGCCAGCGGAUGACCCCGCCCAUGGCCGGCGCGGGGAAGAGCCCCAUGAUGCCCUACAUGCAGGCGCCGGCGGGGCAGGGGGCGGGGCAGGUGCCCGUCCCGCCCCAGGCGCAGGGGCAGAUGGGGGGGGGUCAGGGCUCCCACCUGACGGAGGAGCAGAAGCGCAUGCUGCUGAUGAAGCAGAAGCUGAGCCAGAGCAUGUCGUACGGCGCCAUGCAGCCCCACGGGCAGGAGCAGGGUGUGGUGGGCAUCUCUCGGCAGUCCGGGGGGGUGCAGCAGCCUCCCUUGCCCGGUCCAGGGGGCGUGGCUCCCGGGUCCAACGCCGCGCCGGGGGCGGCGGGUUACCUGGGCAACCAGCAGCAGGCGGCCAUGAUGAAGCAGAUGCUGCAGAUGGAGCAGGAGAAGCGGGUGCAGCUGCACCUGAUGGAGCAGCAGCACCUCCUGCGGGAGCAGCGGCAGCAGCAGCAACAGCAGCAGCUGCUGGCCGAGCAGGUAGAGCCGAGCCAGCAGCAGCAGCAGCACCUGCCCCGGCAGUUACCCCCCCAGCAGAGAAACCCCUACCCCGUCCAGCAGGUCAACCAGUUCCAGGGCACACCGCAGGAGCUGGCCAGGAACCAGGCUCUCCAGAGCAUCCGGAACGCCCGCCUCCUGCAGCAGCAGCAGCAGCAGCAGCAGCAGCAGACCCAGGGCAUGCUGCCCAUGGCGCAGGUCCAGAACCCGGCCUCCAUGCCCGCCUCGGGCGCCGCCCAGUCCGACAUGGGCAUGGCGUACAGCGGCCCCCAGGGGCAGCAGGGCAUGUACCCGCUCAACCCGGGCAUGAGCCAGAUGCUGCAGCACCCCAACCAAAGCGGAAUGAGCAUGCCCCCCCACAGCGCCCCACCGGGCCAGCGGCAGGGGGGCGGGGCAGGGCCGGCCGUGGGCAUGGUGGGGGGGUACGGGCAGGGCGUGAUGAUGAACCCCGCCCUGUCCCAGCAGCAGAUGAAGGGCCCGCCCGUGGGCCAGCCGAUGGCCAAGGCCCAGGCGCAGAGACUGCAAAGCAUGAUGGCAGCGGGCGGCGGCCACCAGGGGGCAGCGCAGUGGGCGCAGCAGCAGCAGCAGCAGACGCUGCAGGCCAUGGGCGGCCGGACUAGCGGGGACAUGGGGGGGUUCGGCGGCGGCGGCCCGGGCUACGGCAUGCCGCCGGGGGGGCAGCCGCCGCGCGUGCCCAAACAGCACUUUGCCCAGGGCAUGGGCCAGACCGUGGUGGACCCGCGCGCCAUCAACCCCGCCAUGACCGGGCAGAUGGUGCCCCACAUGCCCGGCCAGCCAAGGACCAACCAGCCCCGGCCCAUGGUCAUGACUGGCAUGGGUCCGGGCAUGCCCAACAUGACUCCUUUCAGCCAGGGCCCCGGGCAGCCCAUGGGGGGCAGCGGGGGGGCGUACGGGCAGGGCGGGCAGCCCCAGGGGUACCAGCGGACUCCCAGCCAGGACCUGGCCUACAGUUACGGCAACCAGCCGGCGAGCGCUGGCUCCUUCAAUCUACCGGACGGGGUGGAGCUGGACUCUACGGACGGGUGGAUGGACGAGUUCUUCCCCAGCCAAUAGCGAACAGAGACGCGGGAGUCCAGCCCCGGUUGGCUGUGGACGAAAGCGGGUGUCGGGUGGGGGGGGGGAUGGGGGGGGAAGAAGAGGGAUUUAAAACAAAAUUUUAAAAAGAGAAAAAAACAGAUUAAAGACUAUACGUUUUUUGUUUUGUAAAACAUUACUGAGCUGAAAAAAAUACAACCCUGUUUUGUGUCUCUUGUGUGUUGCAGUCACAGUAAAUUAAAAAGCGCCUCCUCCUUGUGGAGGUGGGCCUGGGCCUCCUCUAUGUGGAGGUGGGUCGAGGCCUCCUCUAUGGGGAGGUGGGUCUGGGCCUCCUCUUAAGGAGGUGGGUCCUGUGCCUCCUCUUCGUGGAGGUGGCUUGGACCUUCUCUUUGUGGAGGUGGAUCGGGGCCUCCUCCUUAAGGAGGUGGGUCCUGGGCCUCCUCUAUGGGGAGGUGGGUCUGGGCCUCCUCUAUGGGGAGGUGGGUCUGGGCCUCCUCUAUGGGGAGGUGGGUCUGGGCCUCCUCUUUGUGGAGGUGGGUCUGGGCCUCCUCUUUGAGGAGGUGGGGCAAGGUGGACGUCACUCCUACUGGGGCUUCAGGAGCUCAUUUUCAUUUUGGUUUUAAAAAAAUUAAAAAUGGCAAAAUUCUAAAGGUUUUAACUCAACCCUUAUAAACGUAAUGUCUUGGAAUCCAUCUUUGGAUGGACUUCAGGUGGCACGAUUGGGGAGGGGGGGGGGGUCGAUGCAAGGUACAUUUUAAAACAAAAACUUUAUUGGCAAAAAAAAAAAAUAAUGCUUUGACAUUUAUUCUGACCAAUGAGCUGUCCCUUAGAUUGAGUUUGUCCCGACAGUCUGAACCACCGUCGUCAUCCUCACACAGGACCUCAGCAGCCGAGGCUUCUCCCCGACACGGAGGAUCUGAAGCCCCGUCGCUCUGCUUCGCAGCCAAGAGUGAAAGUAUCAGAGCAAAGCACUCCCUGACACUCACGUCAUUUCUUUUCCCAAAAACGAUUUUAAUAUCUUUUUUUUGUGCUGUGAAGGCUCACAUUUCAUCUGCAAUAGUCUGUUGUUUUAUACUGUGAGGGGGGAGGGGGGGGCGGACAGGAGAGGGGGGGGAACAAAAAAAACCAACAAAAACAGUCUCCUUUGUGCGGCGCUCGCGCACGCGCUCUGUCGGGGUGGGCGGUCGCUAGGCAACCCGCGCCGCGCGGCGGCGGCUCGGCUGCAUCGCGGCGUCGCGCUGCGAGAGGGACCUGGCGGCUUCCCACCGCUCAGAGAGAGAGAGAGAGAGGGAGUGGGGGAAGAAGAAAACAAACGAGUGUAACGACAGCCAGGGGAGCAGCACGGCAGAGUGUAUCUGCCUGAGCCGGGAGGGUGAGGCGGGGGCGGACGGGGGAGGGGGGCGGGGGUUGCUAGAGACUAACGGUUUUGGGCACCGCUGGUGUCUGAAUUUCCAAAAAAAAAAGCAAAAAAACCCUAAACUGAUUCAGAUAUCUUUAAACAGCUGGGCUGUUUGAAAUGUGAGCGUUCAAAUAUAUAUUCCUUCCUUAAUAUACAGAAGGGAUUUUAUUUUAUUUUUUUACUCCCUGGUACAAAUUUGGUUCUGUUUUCCUUUUUUGUUUUUACCUUUUUUUUAUUUGGAAUACAGUUGUAACUUCUGAAAAUAUUCCACAGCUGUGUGGGUGCAGUCAUUAUGCGGGUGCUUGAAUCUUAAGAAAGCGUUUUGUGGGGUGGGGUGGGUGGGUGGAGGGGUGCGCAGUUCUGUGAGCUGACUGGCACGCGGGAGGAACCUUGGCUGAAAGAUCACGAUGUGCACAGGCAGGAGAAAUCCGUCUGCACUGUUAGGAGAAGGUCAAAAACCUCUUCUACCGCAUCGUUCAAACGUAGAUUUUUAACGCGUGUUUAACAAACCCUCCAAAAUAAAGUGGGGGGAGGGGCAGGUGGGGGCAGACGGAUGGGCAGUGACAGAGCAGGACGUGGGGGGGGGGGGCGUUGAGUGCUUCCAGUGCGUGAAUGGUGCUGUUGUCUCUCACCCCCCUCCUCCCCCCUCCCCCUCUGGAAAAAGGGGCGUGGUUAAGUAAAAUCCCCACCCCCCUCCCAUGUUUGGCUGGCCAUUGUCACAACGGAGCGCAUUGUAGGGCACAUUUUGUCUGAGCUUUGUUCCCUCCGACAAUCACGCUCUUGUUUCCGUGGUUCCCAGCAGCCCAGUAGAACUGCGGUGAGACUCCACCCCCCCCCCCCCCCCACCUCAACCCAACCCAACCCCCCGCACCCCCUCCCACCCCCCAGAACAUCAACUUCACCGUGAUUCUUCAGAUUUUCAACUGUAUAAGAGUGGAGUGGGUCCUGAAUCACCCCAAAUCUUUACACUACGUCUGUGUUCAUGUGAGAUUUGUGUUACCAUCGCGUGUGUUGUGUACCUGAACGAGCUCGCCUGUGCGCGCACUGGGGGCUGACCGUGGCCCGUGUGAAAUUGCGCCAUUUUUAACCGAAGAAGUGACCGAGAGCGCUGUACAUGUUUACUUGCUUCAGUGUUAGCUGCGUACGAAGCAUAACUACAUAUUCAUAUAGAGAUUUUACAGGUAAACCUGGAGCUGGUGAAGCCCAUUCAGAACUGGCUCCAAUGUUUUAGCGAUGUUCAGAACUAGAACUUCAAAUGAAUUGAUAUUUAGCGCUUGAAGAUGUCACACACAGAAGUCUCCGGCUAACAAACCAAAAAGCCUGCACUUGGCCACGUCACUAAUAUAUUCCACAUGUAUAACUACGCGUCAGUGAAUGUCUGCUCUCCCAGCUUUUCAGAAUUGUGUUUCCUUUUCCUGUCAUGGUGUGCAAACGGGAGGCUGCAAGCAGGCGUUCACAGUCUGAGAUGCUGUUUCCUGUCUGAGGGUCGUCUCUCCGAAGCUCCUCUUUCGUCUCUUGGCUUAUAUUCCUGUCAUGCUCCGUAGUUCUGUAGGUGGUGGUAGGGAGUGCGUAUGUCCAACUUCAGAUAAAAAUGCAAACCUUUUUGAAAAAAGAAGAGCGAACCACUUCAGCCAUCUCACAUCUUAGUCCUUGAAGAAUUGGUUGGACUGUCCUUCAAAGCUUCUUCCAAAUAUUUUGGAUCCGGGACCAAGUCAAAUGUAGACAUUAUAUUUCUUCUUUUUUUUCUUUUUAAUUGUUGUUGUUGUUUUAUUAUUUUUAUUUUGGGUUUUAUUUUGUACUGGUGCUGACGUACAUGUGAUAAUGAAAAAUAUAUAUGAAAACAUGGUUAUUUGUAAAUAUGUUUUUACAGGUUUAAAUACAUCAGAUAAUUCUGGCUCUACUCUGUAAAGAAAUUACUGUUUGUUUAAAAUAGAGAAGUAUUUUUAUUUCAUUUUUUUCCACUUUUAAACUCAUCCAAGAUAUGCCAUUGCACUUCUGACAAUGUCCUACUACUAAUUUCUAUUGUAAACCUCUUCUUACUUUUAUUUUGAAGUUUUUUUUUUUCUAGGUUGAGAUUCUACUACGUACCUUCGCAGUGCUUACUUCUUUUUAUCUUGUACAGAAUUCUGAAAUGUUAUCGCGAGAGGAUUACGAAAACCUUUUUGUUUUUCAGAAAAAGAUAAAAAUAAAGAGAAUGUUAUCUCUACGAUCAUAUUAAAUGAACUCUAAUACA
Molecule: messenger RNA, 7511 nt
Organism: Anguilla rostrata (American eel)
Lineage: Eukaryota; Metazoa; Chordata; Actinopteri; Anguilliformes; Anguillidae
Gene: maml3
Product: mastermind-like transcriptional coactivator 3
Exons: 5
Coding region: 586-3897 (1103 amino acids)
Biological process (GO): Notch signaling pathway; positive regulation of transcription of Notch receptor target
Cellular component (GO): nuclear speck; nucleoplasm
Molecular function (GO): transcription coactivator activity
Source: RefSeq, a predicted model, not a curated record